Cyphomyrmex costatus is the source of this 1397-nucleotide messenger RNA. RefSeq lists its product as uncharacterized. Bases 9 to 1397 code for a protein of 462 amino acids. The transcript is spliced from 10 exons. The record is from RefSeq and is a predicted model, not a curated record. Lineage: Eukaryota; Metazoa; Arthropoda; Insecta; Hymenoptera; Formicidae. Gene Ontology annotation, biological process: multicellular organismal reproductive process.
CAGAGAACAUGUUGCUCUACGUGCUCUGUAUAUUCAGUGUAAUAUUUUCAUUGUGCUUAACUAAAAAAUCUGAACUUCCUGUAACCCCAUGCAAGCGAGAUUCAAAUGAUUAUUCAGCUUGUUUAAGACAAUCUGUGGAAGAUGCAUGGCCACAAUUUGUAGCAGGACUUCCAGAAUUUGACUUCCCUCCUUUAGAUCCGUUAUUUUACAAAUACGGAAAAUUUGUAAUUAAUUCAGGAGACGUACACUACCAAGUAAUUUUCUCAAAUGUUACUAUAAUUGGUCUAUCAAAAAUUCAGUUUUUAAGUAUAAGAACGAAUUUUCUUGAUGACUUUUUCUAUUUGGAAGUUAAAGGAAACAUACCGAAAUUAUUUGUAAAAGGUGACAUAAGAGCAGAUGGUAAUUUAAGCGGAUUCAGACUCGCUAAUGAAGGAUAUUAUAAUGUAACCGCGGAAGAUAUCAGAACAGCUGCAAAUUUAACAGGACAUGUAGUAAACGAUACAUGGAUUGUAGAAUACAUCCAUCUCGUUAUGCCAAUUGGAAAAUUCAAAUUAUACUAUAAUGAUGCAGUUAACGACAAGAAAGCAUUUGUUGAUAUUAUUAUAUCUUUUGUAAAUGAAUUCUGGCCAAUGCUUUAUCGAGUAUCAUUGCCAUUUAUGAUCGAUGGAUUGCAACCUGUAUUCAGCAUUGCAGUAUUUGGAUUAUCUUUGGCAAGAAAAACUGAACUUCCACCAGUUACAUGUAAACGAGAUUCAAAUGAUUAUUCUGCUUGCUUAAAACAAGCUUUAGAAGAAGGAUGGCUAUUAAUUAUUAAAGGACUUCCAGAAUUUGAUAUUCCACCUUUGGAUCCCUUAGUUUACGAAAAUGGUAAAUUUGAAUUAAAUUCUAAUGAAAUACGAGCAGAACUAAUUUUUUCGAAUCUCAUUAUCAUCGGUUUAUCAAAAUUGCAUUUUCCUGAUGUGAGACCACACCGUCUUAAUGACGUAUUCCGUCUGGAAAUUGACGCAAUAAUACCGAAAUUGACUCUAGAAACUGAUGUGAAAAUAAAUGGUACUCUAAAUACACUUAUGUUGAAAGUUGCUGGUGAAGAUCAUUUGAAUGCAACAGCACAUGAUGUUAGAGGAACGUGUGAUUUAACAGGACACGUAAUAAACGAUACAUGGAUUGUAGAACAUUUCCAUAUCGCUCCGUCAAUUGGUACACUUAAAGUGUAUUUUGAUAAUUUGUUUGAAGGCAAUAAAGAACUCAAUAAUCUUGCCUUAACUUUUUUGAAUGAAUACUGGCCAGUAUUUUAUCGAUUGAUGUUACCAUUCAUUUCUGAUAUAUUGGAUCCAUGGUUGGUUGGCUUUGCCAAUAAGUUCUUCUCAAAUGUUCCGCUCUCAAAUAUUUUUCCAUAA